ACCUGUACAGGACUGAUGGGAACACAGAGCUCUCAGCGCAGUGAUGCUGUUACACUGACUGUAUCAGCUGAAGCUCAGGCAGCAGUGCGAGUGUCUCCACAGCCGUGGCUGACUGAAGGAGACUCAGUGACUCUGAUCUGUGAGGUUACAGGCUCCUCUACAGGCUGGACGUUCAGCUGGUUCAGAGAUGAUGAUCGUCUGUCCGACAGCAGCAGAGGAGCUGGAGGCUCUUACACUCUCAGUCCUGCUGCUCUACAGCACACAGGAGUUUAUACGUGCAGAGCAGAGAGAGGACGACCGGCCUAUUACACAAAGAACAGUAACACACAGCCACUGUGGAUCACUGCUGCCAUCGCUCACAGCUCAGAUUUCUGUCUUCUUCAACAUCCUCGCCAGUUUUCUUCUGGCAGCUUGUCCGUAUCUGUGCUGGCGACAGUCGUGUUGCUUUUUCAAAUGCUGCAGAGCCGAGGUAACACUUCUGUCUGA
This is a messenger RNA of Cyprinus carpio (common carp), 486 nucleotides long. Its product is annotated as Fc receptor-like protein 5. The record is from RefSeq and is a predicted model, not a curated record. Lineage: Eukaryota; Metazoa; Chordata; Actinopteri; Cypriniformes; Cyprinidae. The coding region runs from base 16 to 486 and encodes 156 amino acids. Gene Ontology annotation, molecular function: transmembrane signaling receptor activity. The transcript is spliced from 3 exons. Gene Ontology annotation, biological process: cell surface receptor signaling pathway.